This is a messenger RNA of Ascochyta rabiei, 1644 nucleotides long. RefSeq lists its product as uncharacterized. The record is from RefSeq and is a predicted model, not a curated record. The transcript is spliced from 7 exons. NCBI's taxonomy places the organism in Eukaryota, Fungi, Ascomycota, Dothideomycetes, Pleosporales, Didymellaceae. Bases 1 to 1644 code for a protein of 547 amino acids.
AUGGCGUCCAAUGCUAGUGCACUCGAGUCGCAAACUCCUCUUCCUAGGCGGUCGGAUCGGAUCAAUCGACGGCGAGAUGUCAAGUGGCAGCAAUGGCCGGAAACCACAUCUCAGCAAAACCAGUUGGAUGCUGAGUGGUCAGACUGCAGUCUUCCCGACCUCGAAGACGGGUCUUUGAUUUCCUGGGGUUUUCAGCAGAGCCAGAAUGCGACGGGAGAAGGGGUUGUGGUCGAUGUUCUGUACGGCAAUGGAACCGACUUGCAUUGGCCGCGCGAUAUUGACGACGAUGAACUCUCGCGCAUCAUGGAGUUGCCCGCGCAUUCGCUGCGAGUAUGUUUCAUCAAUACCUUGAAAACCGACAACGGCUGGCUCCCAGGAAACUUUGACCCGCGUCAGAGAACGAUCCGCAUUCUUCGCAAGGCUGGACUCUCUGGUGUGCUUCUGUGUAAUCUCUACUCGGAGCAAAGUUACUGGGCCAAGAUGGGUAACCAAAGAUACAUGCGUUACGACAAUCAUGGACAGCUGAAAUCACUUGAGAUAUGUUAUCAGUACCGUUGUGGCUGGGACACAGGCGUGAGCUUCAUACAUGCGGUACGGGAAAAGCAGCAGACUACCUAUUUCUGCAUCAACUACCCGUCUGGUGCACGAGACAGACUCGAGGCCCUCUUUCGGCAUGAAAAGCGCCGUUCUGUCAUUCAUCGGGACUUCUUCCUCGACACUCUGGUGGCAGACGAUAGCCUGAAGCAAUGGCAAUUUGACAUAGGGCAGCGACGUCUGGUGCUUCUUCAAUUCGAGAAGACGUUUGAGAAGCCCCUGGUGGACAAGAGCAAGCGCAAUGUCACCCUAGUCAACGAGUCAAACUCCCGGCACGAUGUGAAGGGCGUCGCAGUACCUGUCAGAAAUCACUUGCAGAGGAACGAGAAGAACGAUAUCGAGCAUCAGCCUCGGUCAACCACCGACAAACGGCCCAGAUUCGAUACUGAUGAAUCUUAUACAGAACAGUUUCACACAAGCCUGGGACGCCCUGGAAGCGGCGAGGGACUGGACUUCGACAGCGCUACUCAAAGCCUACACAAGAUGGUACGCCACUGGCUUGGCCUGCGACAAGACUGCGAAGACCUUCUAGCCCAGCUCCGCUUCCUGCACGAGACGUACGUACAGGUCACCGAAAAGCGCGGCAAAGAGUGGCCCUCGGACCUCACGACGGCUGCAGGCGAAUCGUUCGAAGCGCUCAUCUCCCAGUGCGACAUCUGCGUGCGAUGGACACAAGCCUACCAUGACCGCACCCAAACCCGCAUCAACCUGCUAUUCCAUCUCGCAAAUCAACGGACAGCCGCUGACACGGCAAAAAUCGCGGAACAAACCCAGCGCGACUCCGCCUCGAUGAUCACCAUUGCCGCGGUGACGAUGCUUUUCCUCCCCGGAACGUUCAUCUGUGCAAUCCUAAGCACCACCUUCUUCGACUUUGGAGAGCAAGGUCUCCGGGUCUCCCGUCAAUGGUGGGUCCUGCUAGCCGCCACCGUUCCGCUGACCAUUGUCGUGUUUGGCGUGUGGGUGGGAUGGCAACGCAUGAGACGGCAGAGUCAGCAACUCAGGGUAGCGUUGAGGAAGAUCGAGUUGCAGAAGUCGGCGGUGGACAUGUAA